Messenger RNA from Plectropomus leopardus (leopard coralgrouper), 1185 nucleotides. RefSeq names its product mitochondrial E3 ubiquitin protein ligase 3 (gene mul3). Gene Ontology annotation, molecular function: ubiquitin-protein transferase activity. Gene Ontology annotation, biological process: protein ubiquitination; organelle organization. NCBI's taxonomy places the organism in Eukaryota, Metazoa, Chordata, Actinopteri, Perciformes, Serranidae. The record is from RefSeq and is a predicted model, not a curated record.
UCAAGGUUUUGUUUUUGGAUUGUGACCAAACUGCAGAGACAGAUAUGAGUGACUUUCCCGUGAACCCGCUGGUUUUGAUCGGUGUCGGGUCCAGUUUCGCCUUUUCUGGCCUUUUUUAUCAUUUGUACCAAGAGAAGAAAGAAGAGCUGAAAAAGCUGAAGGAAAUACCCAUUUUCAGGCCAGAUCAACACCUGGUCAAAGUGCUGAGAGCAUCUCCCCACAAGCGUCUUCAGUAUGUUGCUGUCGAAGGUCUGAUCCAGGCAGAUGGGGAACCUCUGGCAAGCCAGUUUGUCCCACGAUGCUUUGGUGUUAUUCAGAAGAUAGCAGUGGAGGAGCACUGGAAAUACUGGAACUCCCUCUCCAAGACAUGGAACUCUCGGACAAUGAACAGAAAAGAAACCAACAACACAGUGCCCUUCAGUCUGGUCAGCCCUGGAGCCUACAUUGCUGACUUAUAUGUGAAGGUUCAAAACCCCCUGGAGGCCUCUGGGUGCGACCUGGAGAGGGUUUAUUUCAAAGUAAGACGUGCUGAGGAGGGCUUAGCGAACGUAAUGUUGCAGGGCCUCAGUGGGGAGAAACCAGUGGCGAUAGAGGAGAGCGAGGAGCUGCUGAGGGUGGGGAGCACCCUGACUGGUUUUGGUGAGGUGGUGCUGGAGGGGGGCCAGGUGAUGAGACUGCAGGCCCCGCAGGACGGCCGCAGGUACAUCCUGGUGCCCACUGACUACAGGAGCUUCAUUGACAGGCACGAGAGAUCAGCCAACAUGUGGAAGAUGUUGACUGCGGUCACUGGCAUCACGGGGGCUACUCUUCUAGCCAAGGUUAUUCACGGCUUGGUGGGAAAACAGGAUGACAAAUCGAAAUAGUUUUGAAUUUGUAAGAUGCAGGCUUAUUGGCUUAAAAAGGCAUGUCACUCCUGUUUGGGUCCUAAAAAUAACUCAGGUGUUUAAUCUGAGAUUCCAAAGCAUCCUGAUGCUACGAUAACUGUGUUGUAUGUCAGUAUUUGUUUUCUUGCUGGCAAGUUUGAUCUCGUCACAUUGCAACAAACAUACAUCGAGGCCUUCGCUAUGGUGGCCACAAGUGAAAAUACACAACAAUGGACAAUUUCAUGUUAGAAAAUAGAAAGCACAUUUCAGAAAAAAAUAAAACAAAACUAACAAUAACAGGAAAUACAAAAAGAAAACUACA